Molecule: messenger RNA, 1425 nt
Organism: Cyclocybe aegerita
Lineage: Eukaryota; Fungi; Basidiomycota; Agaricomycetes; Agaricales; Hemipholiotaceae
Source: the annotation of a GenBank genome assembly
AUGCCCGCAUAUCAAUUCACGCCAACCCAGGAUUGGUUCUCGCACAAUAUCGACCACUGGAAAGCCCUGUUUCCUCUCGUCCCAUCGGCCAAACCUCGCGUUCUAGAAAUAGGUUCUUGGGAAGGCCGUUCAGCUGUCUUCCUCCUCGAAAUUUUGUGCCGAGAUGGCGGCGAGAUCGUCUGCAUCGACAACUUUGACCUCUUUCAUACCGAAGCCGGCCAGGAGCGAUACCGCAAGAUGCAGCACAACCUUGAAUUGACAGGGAAAAAAUCACGUAUCAUGCCCCAGUUCAGCACUCCAGCAUUGAUGACGAUUUUGACGGAGGAGAUAUCCGCGGCAGUUCCAGGAUUCGACUGGAUUUAUGUGGACGGGUCGCAUGAAGCCGACGACACGUUGCGGGACGGGGAGCUCGUAUGGCGGCUCGCCAGGAAAGGGGCGAUCGUUAUCUUCGACGACUACCUUUGGGACAAGGAACCAGAGGACAGUAUGCACCAUCCGAAACGCGGCAUCGAUGCGUUUUUGCUUCUUCAUCAAGGAGAAUACGGGCGCUUCACCGAUCCUUUGCAUUACCAAGUCGUCUUCCGAAAGCUGACCGAUAUGCGUAUCGGUUUCCUCAUAGACAAUGCCGGAUCCAAGACUGACGAGGGGUUCGGGUACGGUAUCAAUAUCGCAUUGACCGUCGACUCUGCGUACGCUGUUGGAGCGGUGGUGACCAUUCGCAGUAUCGCGGAUUCCACAGCAGGUCGUAGGUCAUUUUACAUCGUUGACUGUGGAUUAUCCAAACACGACAAGGAAAAGCUCGCAGCGAGUGUAGGAGAUCUAUCUCAACGAUCUGACGAUGAUUUUUGUCGAGUUGCCGGAAGAGAGCUUGACGAAGUAGAUGGGGCCCUGUUGGGCGAAGCUGGACAUGAUACGCGCAUUGCCAAUCGAGCGAGCGGCAAGGCCGUCGGUGCAGCGUUUGACGUUGGCCAUCCUAUGGGACACGAGGGAGUGGCGAAGCGGCCGUACUUCAAUGCAGGGGUCAUGCUCCUGGAUUUGUCGCGUAUUCGACAGGGCAUCGAAAAGUUGCUGGAACUUGGCGAACGUAUGAAGAGUUCGAAGUUCCGCGAUCAAGACGUCCUCAAUCUCCACUUUGCAGACGACUGGAUGCCCUUUGGCCUGGAAUGGAAUGCACAAGGACUUGGGACAUAUGCUCGAUACCCUUCAGACGACAGAAAAUGUCUUCAAGGCCAGUUGGAAAGGAUGAAGGACCCAGCAAUUGUCCACUUCACAGGCCCAGUCCAUCCGUCUCUUGUCGAGGUCCUAAAUCCAUGGGUGGAACCACCAACUGCAAAGCCAUGGGGUUACGUCGGGGCGCCAGGUCACCCGUUUGAGAACGAGUGGCAAUUGGUGUUAGGAAAAACGGAGUGGCGGCUGAAGUCGUAA